Messenger RNA from Neopsephotus bourkii (Bourke's parrot), 6576 nucleotides. Its product is annotated as centrosome-associated protein ALMS1-like. Gene Ontology annotation, cellular component: centrosome; centriole; cytosol. The transcript has 12 exons. Lineage: Eukaryota; Metazoa; Chordata; Aves; Psittaciformes; Psittacidae. Bases 1 to 6576 code for a protein of 2191 amino acids. Gene Ontology annotation, biological process: regulation of centriole replication. The record is from RefSeq and is a predicted model, not a curated record.
AUGGGUUACGGCUUAAACGGGAGAGAUUCAUGCCCCGCUCACAUCCGGGCACUCUCCCCUCCUUUGCGCGCCAAAACGCAGCCUCGCUCUCCCUCAGCCCCGCCCCGUCCACCAACGGCAGCCCGGGGCUCUACUGCGCAUGCGCGGGAAGUGGGCGGGGAAGGGGAACCCGGCAGCGAGUCCCUAACGACGAGUGCGUUGCUAGGGCGGCGGCGCAUGCGCGCAGGGGCGGGGCGGGCUCGCCUUGAGGGGAGCCGGGCCGGGCGGGUUGCGGCCAUGGAGCCCCAAGAGGAGGAGGUUCCUCCCAUUGGAACAACUCCACCGCAUCAUGGCUGGGAGGAGGAAGCCUUAAGCAGAAGCAGUAGUGAAACCCAGGGAAUUGAGUCAUGGUAUCGACUCCCUGCAGAAGUGGAUGUCAGCCGAUUAACUGCUGCCUCAGAGACCAAGCUUGGCCUGACUGGUGAUAGACAAGACCUGACAGAGUUCCCUACCCUGGAGGAAGGAGUGUUGCCUUCAGCAGAAGCAUCUAGAAGGCAGUCUCCUGGAGAUGCAGCACAUGGCUUACAACUGGAUACUCCGGGCACUCAGUUCUCUCCCUGUCUUCCACGGCUGACGUAUUUAACACAAGGCCAAAGAGUUUCAGGUGUGACACUUCUCCAGCAAUCAGAGAUGGAUUUUAUUCCCUUAAGAGGAGUCCCUGAUGUUUCUGGUGUGUCUGAGGAGCAUUUAAAGCCUUCCUACGUCCGUGAAGCUCUGUCACUGAUGGACACAGAAUCCCCCUCCAAUGCACCCAGUGACUGCUUUCCUCUAUCACAGCAUCCUCUUCCACUUGAACACAUGGAGCCUCAUGAUGCCAGUCUUGGUGGUGGUUUGGCUCAGGAAGCCUCUUCUGGGCAACCACCUGUGAGCAAGGAGGCAGAUGAAGACUUUAAACCUGGUACUCAUGAGGAGGCAUUGAUCCCCCAAACAAGUGCCAGUUUAGCAAACUCUACUUCCAAGGUGAUGCCAACAGAGGCAAAUAGACUGCACCAAAUGGCAGCUUCUCUUGCAGAGCAGAUCUGUAGUAUCUCUGUAAAAGAUGAACGUUUCUCCCGUGACAGCAGUGUAGCAGCUAUUGGUUCAGAGCUUGCAGAGAAAGAGAAAGGGUUACUGAGGAAUAAUGAGUUCUCAUCUUCAGAAAGCUCCUCUUGUAAAACAGCACUGACAAAGGACUCGGAAAAGAAUGAAGGAGAGAUGCAAAAGGAAGAGGUAAAAAGGGCUGAGAGUGAGUCAGAAGGGUGCAUGAGGCAGCUGCACAAAGAGGAGAAGGUUCCUGAGCUGAAUUCAUCUAUUAAUUUAUCUGAUGAUGUGAGGAAAGACAGUUGUAAAAAUUCAGAUGCUCAACAUGUUUGUUCUGCAAAGGCUUCUGAACCAGGCAAAGGAAUGUCAAAGCAACAUGGAGUGGAUUUAAAUGGCUCUGAAAGCUUGAAAUUAGUGGCUGUUACUGAGGAGCAACAGGGAGCUUUCCUAGAUCAUCAGCAGAAGCAACCAUCUCCUGCAGUGAGGUUUGAGAAAGAGGAGUUUAUCCCUGUUGUGACAAACACCAGUGAUUGUGCACCUAAAGAACUGGUUGUGACUGACACGGGAGCUCCUUCCCCAUUCAGUGAGGAUGCCUCAGUGGAAGCAGAACCUGGAGGAAGCAGGAGUGCAUUAACUAUCUCAGACUUCUCCAUAGAAAGGGGCCAUAAAGUAACAGGCAUUUCCCCUUCCUUUAACCUUGUGAGUGAUGGCUCAUUCUCUGUCCACCUUCCUCAUCCAAGCUAUCAAUCUACUCCAGGGAUACUUCUAAAGAAAAAAAUGAAGGCAGAACUUGGUGCCCUUAUGAUCAAAUCAGAUGUUCAGGCUUCUUCUUCCUGCUUAAAUGAAGAAACUUCCUCUGCUGUCGCACCUGCAUCUGAUGAGAAGCAACAGUCCCUCCAGUGUGCUCAGAAAGCAAGCAGUGAACAUUUGGAGUCCUUAAAACUGACACAUCCCCGCACUGGAAGGAUUCAGGCUCUCCCACAACUUAGUUUCAUGGAGAAGGUAGGGGCUUGGAAUAUGAGCCAGCCAGAGGAAGCAUCUGAUGUGGUGACUUCAUGUGAAGUUUCUCCAUGUGGAAUUUCUCCCAGGAGAGCUGCUAGUUCUUCAAACAAGAUGUUAUCAAUGCAACAAAGUGAUGGAGACCCCAAAGAUGAUGUUGCUGCUUCCUCCAGAGUGACAGGUUCCUUGGAAAGUUUGCAUUUCCACACUAAAAACUUCCUCCUUGCUUACCCUCUCACCAGGUCUCAGUCUGACAGCACAGUAAAUGUUUCCAGUAAGAAUGCAUCCUUGGUUGAAGUCCCUCUUCCAGCAGACACCACAGAGGCAGUGCAGCCUCUAGAAGACAAAAGUAAUGUUUCAGGAGUGUCUGAAAACAGUUUAGGAGGCUCCAUGAUCCAGAAGAUUACAGCUGCCAUGGUUGCUGGAUCUAGCAGUAAAGAUGCACAAGAUAACAGUACAGGACAAAGCUCAGACCUGGAUGUUCUUGUUUCCAGUGAAGGAGUUGCUCAGCUCCUUAGAGACGUUGGUAACUCUUCAACUGAUGACCAGAAGAACUGUGAUGCUGUGGAAAAUCAGUUUCACAACUUCAGUAUUCCUGCUGGCCAUGUCAGUGUGCAAACUUUGGGUGAUAUUUCCCCUGAUAGCUUGAAUCUUCCCAUUAGUUCUGGGGAAGGUAGACCCAGGGGCUUGGGCUCUGCAAGGGGCUCUUCAGGGGGUUCCAGGCCCUUCUUCACCAGUGCAGAAAAUAACUUCAUCCCUGUUGAAGCAACUUUGGAAACUCCUGAGGAAGAAGAGCUUAAUAUUGAGGAAAGGAUCCCAAUUUAUCUUCACAACCUUGGCAUUGAUCAGUCACCUGGAACCAUACUGAGGCCAUUUGUGCCCCGAGGACCCAUCAGGGAAGUUGAAUUUUCCCCUUCAGAGCUUAGAACACUGAAGGACUCCACUGACACACUGGCAUGGUCUGCUCCACAGCCACAAGGUGAAUUGCUGUCAGCAGCUGAAAUCACUCAGACAAGUUUCAACUUUGACACCUCCGCUCUCAGUGUGUCUGUACCAGCGCAUCCAGAGGUUUUCUUUGACACUCUGUCACCCCAUGAACUCUCUCCCUGCUUCUCAGGGUCUCUUGGAGACAACCCAGUGAGUCAGUGCAGUGGUUCAUGCCAUCAUCUGGAGACAACAGCUCCCGAGGCAGAGUCUUCAGCUGUCUCCAAAGCAGCAGAAGCAAAGCAGGAGCUGCAGAGUGUUUCACCUCACUGCCAUGCUGACAGGGAGAGUCCCAGCCUUGCUGCCAAGAGCAUUCAGGAUCUGCUAGCUAAAAAUGAGCCCAAAGAUGCAAACAGCAGCCCGCAGAGAUGGGCUGCCGGUGCUUUGGCUGCAGUUAGAGGUGAAGUGGAAGCUGACAGAGGAUCACAAACAUCAAGUGUAGGUAAUAAGAGAAAUAAGGAUCAAGAAGGUUGUCCUUUGAUGGGAUCGGCUGCAUUUCAAGAAAUACGGAAGCUUUUGGCAGAGGCAGAGGAUAUAGCUGGCAGGUGGAGUGAGCCUGUCUUCUCCAUUGCCUCUUGUAGAGAAACUGGUGAGUCUUCCCCAGUGCUCAAUAGAAAGGAGGAUGGCUCUGAAGAUUCUAGGAUAGGGAAAGACAGAAUCCCUGAGUUCCACAAGAUACUGUCGCAGGAUGAGGCUGUGACCCAAAGAAGUAGUCAAGAAGAGGGGUUGGUAAUAAACCCUCUGCAUUAUAACACAUGCAGGUUAAGAUGGGAGAACAAUUUUGAUGCCAGUUUGCACAGUAGUGAAGAGGCGAUGAAGGAAAUGACCACAAUGCUUAAGACAGGAAAAUCUGUAGGAAGAUCAGAGCCAGAAGGCUGUAGCAGUGUAACUACAGACAGAAACCAGCCUGGGUUUGUGGGUCUUGCACAAAGCAGUGGAAGCAGUGAAGACAGCACUGGAACAACUCCAGAAUCAGGGAAUCCUUCUUCCUCAGAGCCCCCAGGCAGUGUCACUGAUGCCCCAGGAGGAUUCCAGAGCACCUUGUCUAAUGCUGGUGUAGCUGGAAGCAAGGCAGGAGGCACACGAGGGAGUGAGGACAGCAGCAGUGGAGAUUCACUAGCUGCCCGUGUCAGAAACCUCCUGAUGAGGAAUCCUCAUUCCUCGGAGCCUUUAGGCAGCACCACCAAUGUCCCAGGAGGCUUCCAGAGCAUGUUGUAUAGUGCUGGUACAACUGGAAGCAAGACAGGAGGCCUGAGGGAGAGUGCCAACAGCAGCAGUGGAGAUUCCCUAGCUGCCCGUGUCAAAAACCUCCUGAGGAAUGGAUCAUCUCUGACACAAGUUGUGACGAGCUCAGAUGAAGAGGAGAGGAAAGCACGAGCCUGGGUGAAGGUAAAACUGGCCAGUCGAUCCCAGGAGUCCGUGUCAGACCUGAACCAAGAGGACCAACGAAGGAUCCAGGAAAUAAAGGCUGAGCUGCUUCGGAGUGCCAGGAAAUCUGCACGUGCCAAGGCUCCAUGGGUCUGUGGUUUGGAAGCUGCUUCUGGGUACAGUCGUAAUGGGGAACAGGACAUGGAGCAUUUCAAAGUUCCAAGUGACAGGAGAUUUCAGAGUGACAAGCACAGACAAUCCAUCAGGACUGAGGAGCUUUUAGAGUCAAGCUUGACGCAAGCUGUGCCAUUACAUCAAGCUGAUCCUUCUGAUUGUUGCCUGCUGAAGGAUGCACACAUUAAAUCCUUGAGGAUUGUUCAAACGCCUACCUGCAACCAACGUCAAACAGGUCCAACUGGUCAUUCUGCUGCUGCUGCUGAGCUUCACCCACCAUUGAAGGUGGAAGGGGACAUGUGUACAAUGAGGUCUGCAGCUGCUUUUGAUGCACAAACAGAAGCCCAUUUGCUGUCUCAGGAGAAGCUGUUGAUGAAGAAGUGUUCUGAAGAUCUGGCCAAGCAAAUCACUUCUAUCACCUUUUCAUCCCGAAAACGUUUGCAGUCACCAUUGACUUCCAUGGCACUCAGCAGUAGCUUUACUAGAGAUGGUUUUGAUGGGAUAAUGCCUUUGGAGGUUGACUGUGCUAGCACUGAGGAGCACAGCCACGACAAACAACACUGGGAGAGAUCAAAGACCUCUCCUCCAAGCCCAAUGCUUGCUGGCUCAGUGUCUAGUAAGACUGCUUAUACUGCUGAGAAAGACAGGUUUCAUCAUGUCUCUGCUGACAGUAACAGUGUUGGAGCUCAUCAAGAGACAGACUGUUUGUCAGAUCAGGAUUCUGAAAGCAUCCAUAUUGAUAAAAGACAGACCCUUAGUGCAAAGAAUUCUGAUGUUCUGCCUCAAGAUGUGACUGACUCGGGCAGGCGAAGUGCCAGACUCCUGGGGCUUGGCUGUGAGAGGAGAUUUGGUCAAGAAAUGAAUAGAUUUAGUGAAUCACGUUCCAUAAGCUCUUGCCAGGAGGAGAAAAGCAGCCCAGCUGGCCAUGUCCAGUUCUGUGAGAGCUUAAAAGGUUCAGGUCCAGCUCUACAAACUGAUCUGAUGAAGGGCCAUGUUAAACUGUCAGCAGAAGAGAAGAACAGUCCUGAUGAAGUACCCCUCAUUCAGAAAGCAAGAGACCCAGUGGAUGCAUCUCACCACUCCUCUACAGGUGAGAUUUUAUCCACCACAUCUGUAUGUCCUUCCUCACCAACUAAGAAAGUAUUGUCUUGUGUCCACAUAACUCUUUCCUCAAAGUGUAAUAACUCAGAGCUUCAAAGGGAUGUGAAUACUGAAAAUGAGAUGAGAGUAUGGGGUAAACCUGGAGUUAAGACUCAACCAGUGUCUUUUAAAGCUCCAGAAGCUUCAGUAGAAGCUGUUUCUAAAUUGUCAUCUGCUGAUCAAAGACCUUCAUCUCUCCCCAUGCCAGCAUCUUCAGCAGAUCCCUGCCUCAUCCUCUCCUCUGUCACCAGCACAGCAGAGCAAGAGCUGCCUCCACAGGGCAGUUGGAGACCACAGGUCACUGUUCCAGGUUCAGGGCGAUGUAGCCUGAAGAAUGCCUUCAGCUCUGUAGCUCUUGCAAGCGCUGUGAAAAGCACUUCUGAUGCUGCCACUCAGAUAACAACAGAGAGUCCUGUAAAAACCACCUUUUCAGCAGAGAUUUAUGUUAAUUCACAAGACAGUGGAAAUGAUGUUCACCAACCACCUCUCCAGAAAGCACAUGAGCUUCCCAACAACACAGCUUCAUCUCUUGACAAGGUGUCCUCUUUCACAAAGCAGGGUGAUCAGCCCUUACUGCUGCCAUAUAAACCUUCUGGAAGCACUGGGAUGUAUUAUGUUCCUUAUCUAAAGGCAGUAUCCAAAAUGUCUCCAGUUAGAUCAGAAACCAGCGUGGAGAGCUCUCACUCAGGUAUGAAUUUCAUAGCAUCAUUUAUCUGCAAUUAUCUUAAGUCUUCCAAGUGCAAACUGAUGGUUGUAGCUCCUGAAACAAAAUACAUUUGUUUCAUGUGCAGAAGAGUCUCAGUGGAGCUCAGAACUCUUCUGUCCUACCAGUUUAGAAAACUGUGCUACUAG